CCAGGGGGCGCGUUGGGGCCGGACCGCAGCGGCCCCGCGCCUUCCGUCCCCGCCGCCCACCCCGCGCGCAGCCGCCGCUCGCGGAGCCGCCCGCAGGCCCACCCGCCGCCCUCCGCCGCCCCGCGCCCGGCGCCAUGCCCAAGAACAAAGGUAAAGGAGGUAAAAAUAGACGACGAGGUAAGAAUGAGAACGAAUCAGAAAAAAGAGAACUGGUGUUCAAGGAAGACGGGCAAGAAUACGCCCAGGUGAUCAAGAUGUUAGGCAAUGGAAGACUGGAGGCAUUGUGUUUCGAUGGUGUGAAGAGGUUAUGUCAUAUCAGAGGGAAACUAAGAAAAAAGGUUUGGAUUAAUACAUCAGAUAUUAUACUGGUUGGCUUAAGAGACUACCAGGAUAACAAGGCUGAUGUUAUUCUAAAAUAUAAUGCAGAUGAAGCCAGAAGUCUGAAAGCAUAUGGGGAACUUCCAGAACAUGCUAAAAUCAAUGAAACAGACACAUUUGGUCCUGGAGAUGAUGAUGAAAUCCAGUUCGAUGAUAUUGGAGAUGAUGAUGAAGAUAUUGAUGAUAUCUAAUUUGGAACAGAGGUUUACAUUCCAACUUUCUUCCUCCAAGGAUUGUUCUACAUUGAUAUUUUGAUUAUUUUUUGGGUGAAGUCCCUUUCUUUUAAGAAGACUGAAAAUUCUCGGUAAAGAGUGUAGUUUGUUACAUCAAAAGGAUUUAUUUUCAAUGUUUGUUUUAAAGUAUUUAUAUUUCUUUAGAGAUGGAUAAUGCUGGAUUAUCACAAAGGCUAAAUGAAUUGCCACAAAUAUUUUGUCUCUUCACCAAUUAGAGCUUUUACCUCUGGAUGUAAGUGAGAUACAGUGACGUGGGCUGUAAAAGACUGCAUUUUUCCCUCUUCUGCUUUCAUCACUACAAUGCAGUUAAUCUUGUAUUUUGAAAUAAAAGUUGUUUACCCUGUAAUUAUCAUGGAUUUUGAUUAAAUACCCAGUUCAGAUUAGUAUCAAAACAUACUAUGCAGUGUCUGUCCUUAUACCCCUUGCCUUGAUGUUAACUUUAAAAAGAUUUUGAUAAUGUAAAAGGAAGGCAGAAAACUGCAUUUAAAUUCAUAAUGCGUGAAUCUGCUUUUCAUGUCUACUAGCAUGCUGCUAUUUUUAUACUGAUUUUGAUAAUUAAAAACACUCAUUAUUUCGAAGAUGUAAAUUUGCCACAGUGGAGAGGUAGAGAGAAGAAACAAUGAAAAGUAAGCAGCAUCUCAAAUUUGCAGUUGUUAAAAACUGUCUUGUAUGCAUAGCUCUUCUGUAUUUUCAGUAGUUAAGCUGCAGUUGCAGAAGAUGAACACUGGGUGGCACCCAACUUAACAGGGAUACCUUAAUACAAAACAUUAGCAGUUGGGUUUGUACUGAAAAAUACGUAAAACAGUUUUUCCCCCAAAGUGAAUGCUUAACAUUCUUGAUAUGUUAAACAUGUAGAAUAUUUUUACAUUAUAGAAAAGGUUAUGUUAAAGAGUAGAGUUUUAUUUUAAUCUUAAACUCCAUGCAGUGUAAGGUACAACAUUAAAGUUUAUGUGAACUUUGAAUAACGAUAUAAAUGAGAAAUUACACUUGUGUCAAACGUAGGAAAAGAAUCUUUUCAUCCAGGAUGAAUCACUGAAACAAAUUAAUGGAAAGAUUCUUCUCCACCUUUGGACUGGAGGAGUCAGUCAAAAAGCUGAAUAAAGACUAACAUCAUCAUGCAAAUAUUACUUUGUGGUAGCCUUAGUUUGUCUUCAAUUAUGUAUUUAACAACUCUGAAAGCAGGUUAAUGCAAAACUUCCUUUUGUGCCAUAAAAAUCUGAUUCUUGACACUUGUAUUCGUUAUACAGUCUUUUUGGUAUGAUGUAAAGUGACUACCCCAAUAGAUAAAAACAAAAUGGCUUUAAA
Molecule: messenger RNA, 1916 nt
Organism: Cygnus atratus (black swan)
Lineage: Eukaryota; Metazoa; Chordata; Aves; Anseriformes; Anatidae
Gene: EIF1AX
Product: eukaryotic translation initiation factor 1A X-linked
Exons: 7
Coding region: 135-569 (144 amino acids)
Biological process (GO): translational initiation
Cellular component (GO): cytoplasm
Molecular function (GO): translation initiation factor activity; RNA binding
Source: RefSeq, a predicted model, not a curated record